This is a messenger RNA of Parasteatoda tepidariorum (common house spider), 1443 nucleotides long. It is a transcript of the gene gprs, whose product is annotated as speckle type BTB/POZ protein. The record is from RefSeq and is a predicted model, not a curated record. Gene Ontology annotation, molecular function: protein binding. Lineage: Eukaryota; Metazoa; Arthropoda; Arachnida; Araneae; Theridiidae.
GUGCUCUGAGUUUGGCUCCUCUUGUACAAUAAGAGCUCACGCAACUGAAUUCUUGAAAAUCUGUAUUACAUUAUUAUAUUACCACAUUAAAAAAUUCUAUUGUUUUUUUAAUAUAUUUUUUACCAAUUUACUUUUUCUUUUUAGCACUGACGAUGGCCGAUGAAUCGGGUGAGGGUGAAGAAACAGAAGACUAUUCGGUGUUUGAAAACAAGACCGGAUUAGCUGAGGACAUGAAGUUUCUUGCCAGCAUGCCAGAACUCUGUGACGUAACAUUUCUGGUUGGAGAUACACGUGAACCCGUUUGUGCAGUCAAAGCAGUCUUGGCAGCCAGAAGCAGAGUUUUCCAUAAGAUCUUGUAUGGGCAACAGCAGCAAACACCUUCAAAAGAAGCACUAGCAAAAAAAAGGGAGUCAACAAAAGAAACAAAAUUAAAAAUGUUCCUGAAACGUAGCAGCGAACCUAUUCUCAACAUUCAACUAUCUCAGGUUCCAAUGGGUGGCCAUCAAACCCUUAUCGUAGAAGAAUUCGAGCCAGAUGUCUUUCGGCAGUUAAUUGAAUACAUUCAUACAGGAUGUGUGACAUUACAAGCUAGAACCCUACUUGGUUUAAUGAAUGCUGCAGAUUACUAUGGUUUAGAUGAGCUGCGAAAAGCAUGUAUGGGAUUUGUUCAAGUUUGUAUCAAUGUAGAUACGGUAUGCGCCUUGCUCGCUUCAGCUGAAAAAUAUAUACAAUACAAGUGCACAAAAUCUUUAGUCCAAAAGGUCCUUGAGUUCGUCGAUUCUCAUGGAGAUGACGUUCUGAGCUUGGGAUCCUUCGCCUUACUGCCAGAGCAUGUUGUUCGCUUGAUUCUUUCUCGUGAAGAACUUCAAGCAGACGAGCUCGUCAAAUUCCAGGCCGCAGCUCACUGGAGUCGGAGGUUCUGUGAUGCUGAACCAGGCUCCGAUCUUAGGGAUGUUAUGUCUAAUUUUCUGGAAUGUAUAGAAUUUUACAAGAUACCCGCUGGAGUCCUGAUGAGAGAGGUCCAUCCUUUAGGCGUAGUACCAGAUCACGUUAUUAUGAAUGCACUCGCUUACCAAGCCGAUCCCUCAAGCGUCGACUUCCGAAAAGUUGGCUCACCCAACAGAUUCAGAAGAAUGUCUCUCAUGACUUUACCUAGCCAAGAAGCCGCAUCAUUGCUCACAGAAAAAGUAGCUUCUAUUCCAGAAAGCGGAGCUGAUUCGCCAACACCUUCACCAUCUACCACAACUGAAGGGUCCACACCAGAAGCUGAGAAAAAACCAGGUCGAUUCACCAAAUCAACUCGAAUGAAGUUAUACAGAAGAAGCAAAACUCUGGCCGAGAGUUAACCUUAAAGGUGAUUUGUAGCUUUGUUAUGGAUAGAAACUUAUCCAGCCUUUUUUUAAAAACACGAAAUACCAAAGCAUUACUUAGUAAAAUUUAAAA